CAAUACUUCAAAGCUUUCAUUUUAUGAUAUCUUAAAAUAAUUUUUUUUGAAUAUAAAGCUACGGUAAGAACUGUAUAAAAGAUAUAAAAAUUAAAACAUCAAAAUUUAAGAUGAUUCUACAUUUUAUAGAUGGAUUAGUAAAAAUAAUAAGGUUAUAAUUGUCUUCACUCCUCAGGAGCAUCUUUAAAUAAUUAGAAUAUUUACGUGGUGUUCCACAGUUAUUUUUCGGUCUUCACAUACCUGGUUAAAGGGACAUUAAUUUUAUCAAAAAAAGGGGAACAUUAAUUGAAAGUAGAAAUUUGCAAGCGUCCUUACAGAACUUGAUGAUGACUAUUGACCCCAAGUCAAGCUGGUUGGGUGUUCUUGAUUUGCUCCACCCACAAUCUUCCUUCUUCCCACUUCGUUCUGUCGUUGCUGAAUAUUUCAUUCCCCUUUACCCCUUUGGCCAAAAGCUCCUCCAUUGGCUGUUCCAGGUCCUUCCUCUGCUUCAACUUCUCCGAUGAAGUAUCAUGUUUUCUUGAGUUUCAGAGGCACCGACACUCGCACCAACUUCACUGAUCACUUGUACGCUGCUUUGUGUCGACAAGGGAUUGAAACUUUCAGGGAUGAUGUAGAUCUUCACAAAGGACAAGUUAUUAAGGACGAACUCCUUCAAGCUAUUGAGCAAUCUAUGUUUGCGAUUGUUGUGCUCUCCAAGAAUUAUGCUUCUUCCUCUUGGUGUUUGGAUGAAUUGCAGAAGAUCGUGGAAUCCAAAAAGGACUCCAGUGAAACAGUUUUUCCAGUUUUUUAUGGCAUAGAUCCAUCUGAUGUACGACAUCAAAAACGAAAAUUUGCUAAAGCUGUUGAGACCUAUGAAAAUGAUUUUCGAGCUGAUGAUAGAGUACGAAGAUGGAGAGAAGCUUUAACAAAGAUUGCUAAUUUAUCUGGCUGGGAUACAAGAAAGAAACAAGAGGCAGGAAUUGUUGAAGACAUUGUGGAAUCUGUGUGGAACAAAUUACGUUUGAAAUUGCCUGGGAAUUUCAAACAUUUAGUUGGAGACAUUCAAUCAAAGGUGGAUAAAAUCAUCUCCCUUUUAAAAAUAGGAUUGGAUGAUAAACGCUUCGUAGGGAUAUGGGGAAUGGGCGGUAUAGGCAAAACCACUCUCAGUCGAGUUGUUUAUGAUGCACUUCGAAGCAAGUUUGAGGCCAGCUAUUUUUUUGCUAAUGUAAGGGAGGAUUGUGAAAAGAAUGGCUUUGUUUACUUACAAACGAAGCUUCUUUCAGGCCUUGCACAAAAGGAAAAAAAAAUAGAUAAUGCGGAUGAUGGAGUAGAGCAAAUAAGAUUUUUUUUACGCCAUAAAAAGGUUUUUAUUGUUCUUGAUGAUAUCAGCCAUGGAAACCAACUAGACAAAUUGGCUGAAAGUGAAGAGUGGUUUGGUGAAGGGAGCAAAAUCAUAAUAACUACUAGAGAUAAACAAUUGUUGACACAAUACAAACAGUUUGAAGAGUAUGGUGUUGGAGAGUUGAAUGAAGAUGAUUCCCUUAAGCUUUUAUGCCAGAAAGCAUUUAAAAAGGAUGAGCCUGAGGAAGGUUAUUUGGAUUUGUCAAAAGAAGUAGUUAAAUAUGCUUGUGGUCUCCCUUUGGCUCUGAAAGUCUUGGGGUCAUUUCUUUGCAAAAGAGAUCAAGUUCAAUGGAGAGAUGCAUUAGACAAGUUGAAGCAAAACUUACAUGAGGAUAUCUCUAGUAAUCUUCUUAUCAGUUAUGAAGGAUUGGCAGAUGAAGAGUACAAAAAUAUAUUUUUAGAUAUUGCAUGUUUCUUCGUCGAAAGAAGGAAGGCUGAAGUGAAAGAUAUAUUACAAGUAUGCGGUCUUCAUUCAGUAAUUGGAAUUGAUGUUCUGAUUGAAAAAUCAUUGUUAAGUACCUUCCAAUUAGAUAUUGAAAAUGGUUGGAUUCAUUUCACCGAUGUACGUCAAUAUAUGGAUGAUGGGCUUCGAAAGAUGAGAAGGGAAAUUUUCAUGAGCGAUUACCUCCAGCUUGAAUAUUUUCCACAAGAUCAUCUUGCAAUGCACGAUUUGCUUCAAGAGAUGGGAAGGAAUAUUGUUUUGAAGGAAUCAAAAAGUGAUCCCUGUAAACGUAGCAGAUUGUGGUGUCUAGAGGAGAUUGAUCACAUGUUGAAAAGAAAUAAGGGAACGAAAAAAGUAAAAAGCAUAUGUUUGAAUAUAGCAAAAAUAUUUGAAGCAGAGUGGCACCCAGAUUGCUUUUCGAAGAUGGAAAAUCUUAGACUUUUGGACUUGAGCGGUGUUUGUCUUUCACGGAAUCUCAAUGUUCUUCCCAGUUCAUUAAAAUUUCUCAGAUGGAAUUGUUAUGCUUUGAAAUCUCUACCAUCGAUUGAUCAGCUGUGUGAACUCGAAAGCCUUGAGUUGUGUUCCAGCAAAAUAGAAAGAUUAUGGAUUGGAGCACCGCAUUUAGAUAAGUUGAGGAUCAUCAAUUUGGCUGAUUCUCAUGAUCUAAUAGAAACUCCAGAUUUCAGUGCAACCCCAAACCUUGAGAAGUUGUUCCUUGAUGACUGCCCUAAGUUAUUUCGUGUUCAUGAAUCUAUGGGACAACUGAAGAAACUAGUUGAGUUGAGUUUGCGAGAUUGUUAUAAUCUUGUUACGCUUCCAAGUUGCCUGGAAAUGAAUAAUCUGGAGGUGCUUAGUCUCAGAGGAAGCUGGAAGCUUGAGAAGCUCCCAGAGCUUGGGAAAAAUAUGACAAGGCUAUACUUGUUAGAUGUGAAUAGAACGUCAAUCACAGAAAUUCCUUCGUCCAUUAUUCAUUUAAUAAAUCUCAAAUAUUUGGAUUUGUACCAUUGCAGAGAACUUAAGGAAGUUCCCGAGCUUCCUCCAAAUUUAAUUAUAGAAGCGACUGGUUGUCAUUUGUUGGAACCCAAAGAAGCAGUUGCAAAAUACCUCCAUCGAUCACGUGUAUCUAAGGGUCCCAUUCACCUUUUCUAUAAUUACUUUUACCCAAUGGAAUUCCCCUGGAGAGGAGGAAUUCCUGAAUGGUUUGAAGGAGAGGAACAUUGUCGGAGUAGAGAGAGUAGUUCAAGUGAAGAAGUGGAAGUGGUAACCAUAACGGCAGACAUACCUUGUGACAUGGCUGAUUCUAGUAAUGGAGAAUGUUGGGGAAUUGCUGUAGCCCUUGCUUUCCAAUCCAAUGCUGAUAAUGAGAAUUAUAAUAUUUCAGUGAAUUGGAAGUUUGAAGAUUAUUGUCAUACCAAUAAAAGAAAUGCCACUAAUAAUGAUGAUGAUGAUGAUGAUCAUGUUCAUCGAGCAUAUGUGGGAUACUAUCCAUUUAAGAAGGAGAACUGUAGACCACAUCCAAGUGGUGUAGGCACCCAACUUCAUUUGACACUUUCUUUCCCGGCCAAUCCUGCUGCUAAAUUGGGAUAUUUCACAAACUGGGAAAUAGUGGACUGUAGAUGGCGUCUGACAUGUCAGAAACAUUUUGAUGAAGGGAGAUGAACACAUCAUGCUGUGUUGUAUUGCCAGCAUUUGUCCUCGCAUCUACUCCAUUACUCACGUAAGUAUUUGAUUUAAUUGUAAUUGGCUGGCAAAAUGAAAUUAAUGUCUUUUCCAUAAAAAAAUUAUGAUGACAAAAUUUGCCAAAUUUCUUUUAAAAUAUUGUUCAUAAAAAAUAAAAGCUUCUCUUUGGUUGAAGAAAUGACAGUGGUUGUUGUCGCAUGUAGGCUUGUUUUGCUGAAGCAUCAGGAGAUAAUCUUAAGAGUUCAAUAAUUUUUUUUUAUAGUAGAGUUCAACAUUUUUAAUUUGUUGUAACCAGUAAUGAAUUAUUUCUGAGAUAUUCUUAUGGUUUAGUGUUAUUUUCUUUAUAUAUUUUUCCCAUCAUCUUUGACUGCAUAUUUGAAUAAUCAAGAUUAUAACAAAAGUUAGUCGGUGAAUUAAAGAGAGAUAAAACAAUUAUUUUGGUCAUUUCAAUUGUUUUAUAAUUUGGAAGGAGAGAAUAUAAUAGAUCCUCUGAAAUUGAGAAUUUAUAAAUUUUAAAAAGUUUGAUUUUUGAAAACAAGAGAUUAUUUUAUGCUUUAUAAAAAUUAUAAAAUGAAAAAUAUAAAAAAAGUAAAAAUUCAUGGAUAUCAACUUUAGAAAAUACAUUUCCUUGUAAAAAUUCAUAAAUUAGUAAUUUUUAAUUAAUUAAAGAUCAUAUUCUCUUUGACAGAGUUGUGGGCACUCUAAAUUUUUUUUGGGAACAGUAUAGCUUAUAAUUUCCAAAAUCGAUGUAUUUUUUAAUUUUAACAGUCAACAUUGUUUAUAAAAAGUUCCACAGCUUGCACUAAAUACUUGAAAUGUGAAAAUGGUUAAAAUCUCAUUUAACAAAAAAAAGAUUAUAUGCUAUAUUGCUUUACAAUUUUUUAAGGUGCUCACAACUCUUUAGAGAAUGCUCAGGGGCAAACAUGUACUUUAGUCAUAUUUUAAUUACCUAUACAUCCAAUAUAAUUAGAUUUAUAAUAUUCAAUACACACAUAGGGAAUGCAAAUUUGUUUAAGAUGAAUGUUUCGUUUAAAAAAACAAUUAGAGGCAAAUAUUAUAAGUGGCUUCAAAUCCUUAGCUUGCAUAUCAUUAUCAUUAGCAGUAUGGAUGUUUCUAUUCCCUCUUGUAAUUUAUUUUUUUUAUCUCAUUUUUCGUGUUUGCAAUAAUUACAUGUUUUUCCUUUGUUGAAAAGUUUCAGUUGUUCAUUACUGACUAGUUCAGGACAUGCUUGUUCCAUGAAGGGAAGCUACGAAUUCUGUUGCAGAACCAAACAUGCGUUUCAUUAGCAUAUAUAUAUUUGUAUUCCAGGCACAAAGUUAACAUCUGAGCUCAUGUCACCUCUUCCUCAAAUCUUCAAGCAGAUGAUCGUCCAUCACUUUAUGAUCGAUGUGCCAUAUCCAGCUCUUUACAAUUUUAGGUUUCUUCAUUUAAUUUGGUGUGCAUGUUUUUGUUGGCAAGGAGCAAAAAUAGUUGAAGACAUUGUUGAAGUUGUUUUGCAGUAAGAACCAAAUUGCAUGUUAAUUAAUUACCAUCUAACUUGAUUUGACCGUGUAAAAAAAACUUAAUUUGUUUUGUGAUUUAAUAUUGUUAGAAAUUGGGGGCGACUACUCAAAAAUGGGAGAAGAGAACAAACAAGAAAGAGUAGUGGAAAACUGUUAUAUCUUAAUUCAAAAUUUUUGAAUUUAAAUUUUUA
Prosopis cineraria is the source of this 5195-nucleotide messenger RNA. RefSeq names its product disease resistance protein RUN1-like. The record is from RefSeq and is a predicted model, not a curated record. Lineage: Eukaryota; Viridiplantae; Streptophyta; Magnoliopsida; Fabales; Fabaceae. The transcript has 6 exons. Gene Ontology annotation, biological process: signal transduction; defense response. Bases 500 to 3481 code for a protein of 993 amino acids. Gene Ontology annotation, molecular function: ADP binding.